UUGAAAACUAUAUAUUUGUGUUUUGUGUUGAAAACCCAAACGUUGAACUUAAUUAAAUUCCAGGUUUCAGGAACAGGAACGUAUAUGGGGUUACAUAAAGUUGAUUAAUAAAAACGUAAUAUGUUAGGUUUUACAAGGAUACAGGUUGUAAAAAAAUGCAAUAUUUUAAACUUAACUUUUUACCUUAAAGCAACUCAUCAAAAGCUUCACACCAAAAGUAAAGCCACAUGGAGCAUACCAACUUCAAUAGAUUUUGAUGAACAGUAUUUAUGCAAUCCAGAUAACCUCUCUGCUAUCAAACAUAAUAUUGAAAACCGCAAAGGAAUUGGAAAUAUUGCUUUGGUUCAAGAAUUAUAUUCAAAAAUAAAGUUAAAAGAUUCCAGUGAUAAAACUUUUGAGAGCCUAAAGCAGGAGUUUCAACAUGAGUGCGCAUUAAUUCCUAAUAAAACUCAUCCAGAUGUAAUGGCUUAUGGUGAUAAUCCAAAAGUUCUAAAAUAUAUAGGUGAAAAACCAAAAUUUGACUUCAAACAUAAGGAUUUCCAUGAUAUUGCAAAACGGCUUAACUUAAUGAGAAAUGAACACCUAGGUAAUUUGUCUGGCAACAAAAGUUAUUAUUUGUUAGGAGAGAUGGCUGAGUUGGAACAAGCACUUAUAAAGUACUUUGUUAAAAAUCUGUUAAAAAAUAAAUUUGAUUUGAUUUCUGUUCCUGAUAUUCUUCCUAGGAAUGUAGUUGAAAGUUGUGGUUUAAAUACCAGAGGAGAUAGAACACUAGUAUAUACCUUAGAUCCAGACGUACAUGGCCCUGAUCUUUGUCUUUCUGGGACAUCAGAAAUAGCCCUAGCGGGAUAUUUGGGGAGUGAGACGAUUGACCAGAAAUAUUUACCUUUAAAACUGUGCGCUGUAAGUAGAUGUUACAGAGCAGAAAGUUCAUCUGUUUUGGAAGAAAGAGGUAUAUUUAGGGUUCACGAAUUUACUAAAGUAGAGAUGUUUAUUGCUGCGAAGCCAGAUCAGUCAGAUGAAGUUCUUGAGAAUAUUAGAUCUUAUCAAGAAGAUUUUUUUAAGCAACUGGAUAUUCAUUUUCAAGUACUAGAUAUGCCACCACAUGAUCUGGGGGCUCAGGCAUACAGGAAAUAUGAUAUAGAAGCUUGGAUGCCAGGUCGUGAUAUGUAUGGGGAAAUUUCAAGUUGCUCAAACUGUAUUGACUUUCAGUCCAGAAGACUUAAUAUAAAAUAUAAAGCAGAGGAAGGCUCAACUCGUUAUGUCCAUACAUUAAAUGGGACAGCUUGUGCAAUCCCAAGAUUGCUAAUAGCACUUACUGAGACGCAUCAACAAUCCAAUGGAACCGUAAAUAUCCCAACUGUACUUCAGCCCUUUAUGCGAGGUAAAACCUCCAUAGCUAGACAAAAGAAAAUACCAGAUUUAAAAUUAAUUAAGAAUAAAAAAUCAUAAAUGCUA
Molecule: messenger RNA, 1455 nt
Organism: Anthonomus grandis grandis
Lineage: Eukaryota; Metazoa; Arthropoda; Insecta; Coleoptera; Curculionidae
Gene: SerRS-m
Product: serine--tRNA ligase, mitochondrial
Exons: 4
Coding region: 121-1449 (442 amino acids)
Biological process (GO): mitochondrial seryl-tRNA aminoacylation
Cellular component (GO): mitochondrion
Molecular function (GO): ATP binding; serine-tRNA ligase activity; tRNA binding
Source: RefSeq, a predicted model, not a curated record